AUGGAUACUCCCAGGGUCCUGCUCUCGGCCGUCUUCCUCAUCAGUUUCCUGUGGGAUUUUCCCGGUUUUCAGCAGGCGUCUAUCUCCUCCUCCUCUUCGUCCUCUGAGCUGGGCUCCGCCAAGGACGUGAGAAGCCGCAAGGAAGGGAAGGUACCUCGGGCGCCGCGAGAGAGUGCCGCGGACCGGGCGCCCCCGGAGCGCCAGGAGCCACAGCAGCGGCGGCAGGACGAGCCCCGGCGGCGGCGGCCGCAGCAGCCCCAGGCACAGGAGCCGCCCGGCAGGGGCCCGCGGGUGGUGCCUCACGAGUACAUGCUGUCAAUCUACAGGACAUACUCCAUCGCCGAGAAGCUGGGCAUCAACGCCAGUUUUUUCCAGUCCUCCAAGUCAGCGAAUACGAUCACUAGCUUUGUAGACAGGGGACUAGACGAUCUCUCGCACACUCCUCUCCGGAGACAGAAGUAUUUGUUUGAUGUGUCCACGCUCUCAGACAAAGAAGAGCUGGUGGGCGCGGAGCUGCGGCUCUUUCGCCAGGCGCUCGCCGUGCCCUGGGGGCCGCCGGCCGGGCCGCUCCAAGUGCAGCUCUUCCCCUGCCUCUCGCCCCUGCUGCUGGACGCGCGGACCCUUGACCCACAGGGGGCGCCCCCGGCCGGCUGGGAAGUCUUCGACGUGUGGCAGAGCCUGCGCCACCAGCCCUGGAAGCAGCUGUGCUUGGAGCUGCGGGCCGCAUGGGGUGAGUCGGGCGCCGGGGAGCCCGAGGUGCCCCCACCGGGGCCCCAGCAGCCGCCAGCCCCGGACCUGCGGAGUCUGGGCUUCGGCCGGAGGGUGCGGCCGCCCCAGGAGCGCGCCCUGCUCGUGGUGUUCACCAGAUCCCAGCGCAAGAACCUAUUCGCCGAGGUGCGCGAGCAGCUGGGCUCAGCCGAGGCUGCGGGUCCCGGCGCGGGCGCCGAGGGGUCAUGGCCGUCGCCGUCGGGCGCCGCGCCUUGGCUGUCCUCGUCCGGCCGGCGGCGGCGGCGCACGGCCUUUGCCAGCCGUCACGGCAAGCGGCAUGGCAAGAAGUCGAGGCUGCGCUGCAGCAAGAAGCCCCUGCACGUGAACUUCAAGGAGCUGGGCUGGGAUGACUGGAUUAUCGCUCCCCUGGAGUACGAGGCGUACCACUGCGAGGGCGUGUGCGACUUCCCGCUGCGCUCACACCUGGAGCCCACCAACCAUGCCAUCAUCCAGACGCUGAUGAACUCCAUGGACCCCGGCUCCACCCCGCCCAGCUGCUGCGUGCCCACCAAAUUGACUCCCAUCAGCAUCCUGUACAUCGAUGCAGGCAAUAACGUGGUCUACAAGCAGUACGAGGACAUGGUGGUGGAGUCCUGCGGCUGCAGGUAG
Molecule: messenger RNA, 1377 nt
Organism: Trichechus manatus latirostris (Florida manatee)
Lineage: Eukaryota; Metazoa; Chordata; Mammalia; Sirenia; Trichechidae
Gene: GDF6
Product: growth differentiation factor 6
Exons: 2
Coding region: 1-1377 (458 amino acids)
Biological process (GO): BMP signaling pathway
Cellular component (GO): extracellular region
Molecular function (GO): growth factor activity; cytokine activity
Source: RefSeq, a predicted model, not a curated record